AUGGCCCCGAGCAUGCGGCCGAAGCGCAAGACCCCCGCGGACGCCCAGUUCCUCACGGGCGACGACUACGCCGAGGCCCACGACCUCAGCGAGCGCGACGCCGUGCUCGGCGGCCGGCGGUGCCGCAAGAAGGCCAAGGGCGGCGCCGCCUCCUCGGGGGGCCAGCUCACGCAGGAGGAGCUCGGCCGCAUCGGCGGCCGCUGCGCCGGGCGCAUCGGCGAGAACCGCUACGUCGCGGGCGUCGUCAAGGACAGCCGGAGCCGGUGCCAGUUCCGCGGCUGCGCGCGGCGCUGCCUCGUGCCCGGCGACUCGCGCCUGGGCAAGCGGCCGCCGAGCCUGCGCCACGGCACGUCCCUCAAGACCACGUGGUACCACCUGCCCUGCGCGUUCGCGGCCUUCCGCGGCUGCGCGCGGAAGUCGAAGGUCGUCACGGCCCUCGCGGACAUCGAGGAGGGCCUCGACGAGCUCCCGGCGGAGGACCGGGCCCUCGUCGCCGCGCUCAUCGACGAGUUCAACGACGACCGCGCCCGCGAGGAGGCCGCGCGCGCGGCGAUCGCGCACGACGACCGCCGCGCGCCGCGGCCGCGGCGCGAGAGCCGCUGGGCGCGGCCCGCGGUCGUCUCCUUCGACGGCUCCACGGACGGCGAGUGGUCCGUCUACUCGUCGGCGUCCAAGCCGCACCCCUGCACCGUGUCGCUCGCGCUGCCCUCCCGGAGCCUCCUCGACGCGCCGCCGCCGCCGGUCGUCGUCCCGCGGAAGGCGCCGCCCCUCGUGCCCCGCCCCCGGUCCGCGAGCCUCGACGCCGACGUCGCCCUCGAGGCCCUCGACAACGACCGCUUCCUCGCGUCGCCGGGGCACUCGCCGCGCGGCGCCGCGCCGCCGCCGCCGCUCCAGCUCGAGACGGACGACGACGACGACGUCGCGGACUUCGACUUCUUCGACGGCUUCGACUUCGACGAGGCCUUCGGCCCGGGCUUCGAGGAGCCCCCGAAGCCGUCCUUCCUCGCGAAGCGCCUCCUCGACGACCCGGAGACCGACGCGGUCUUCGCGCUCUGCGCGCCCAUCGACGGCGACUGGCCCCUGCCCCUCGACCUUGCGGCCUCCGCGUGA
Aureococcus anophagefferens is the source of this 1110-nucleotide messenger RNA. RefSeq lists its product as hypothetical. Bases 1 to 1110 code for a protein of 369 amino acids. Gene Ontology annotation, molecular function: zinc ion binding; DNA binding. Lineage: Eukaryota; Pelagophyceae; Pelagomonadales; Pelagomonadaceae. The transcript has a single exon. The record is from RefSeq and is a predicted model, not a curated record.